AUGUGUUGGGCACCAGUCCAGGGCAGACCGUUCCAGUGCCUGUCCUGUCCCGCCGCCUUCACCUGCAAGCAAUACCUGGAGAUACACACGCGCACGCACACCGGCGAGCGCCCCUAUCAGUGCGACAUCUGCCUCAAGCGCUUCACGCAGAAGUCCAGUCUCAACAUCCACAAGCGGACGCACUCGGUGCAGGGCCGCCCGUUCCAGUGCCUGCAGUGCCCGGCCGCCUUCACCUGCAAGCAGUACCUCGAGAUACACAACCGCACGCACACCGGCGAGCGCCCCUACCAGUGCGACGUCUGCCUCAAGAGAUUCGCGCAAAAGUCCACACUCAACAUACACAAACGAACGCACACAGGGGAACGUCCAUACGCAUGUGAUAUUUGCCAAAAACGGUUCGCGGUGAAAAGUUACGUUACAGCGCACAGAUGGUCGCACGUGGCGGACAAGCCGCUGAACUGCGAGCGGUGCUCGAUGACGUUCACGUCCAAGUCGCAGUUCGCGCUGCACAUCCGCACGCACUCCAGCGGGCCCUGCUACGAGUGCAGCGUCUGCGGACGCACCUUCGUGCGCGACAGCUACCUCAUCAGACAUCACAACCGCGUGCACCGCGAGAACCACAGCAACGUGUCGGCCAACAGCAUCGGCACCAUCAACAGCGUGGCCGCCAGCGCCAACAACGGCGGCUUCGACUCGCCCGGCGUCUGCGACCUCAGUUUCGUGCCAAUGGUGAACCGCUACAUGACGUCGCAGGGCACGCAGGUGUCGAUGCAGGACUCGCAGAGCAAGAUGUCCGCCAUGUCGCCGCAGUCCAUCGCUUCCAUUUCGUCCCCGCCGCCGCCGCACACGCCCACGCCGCAGCCGCAGAUGUCGAUGCGUCUCGCCGAU
This is a messenger RNA of Brenthis ino (lesser marbled fritillary), 888 nucleotides long. NCBI's taxonomy places the organism in Eukaryota, Metazoa, Arthropoda, Insecta, Lepidoptera, Nymphalidae. The record is from the annotation of a GenBank genome assembly.